This is a messenger RNA of Egretta garzetta (little egret), 2040 nucleotides long. RefSeq names its product dynein 2 intermediate chain 2 (gene DYNC2I2). Gene Ontology annotation, cellular component: cytoplasmic dynein complex; ciliary plasm. NCBI's taxonomy places the organism in Eukaryota, Metazoa, Chordata, Aves, Pelecaniformes, Ardeidae. Gene Ontology annotation, molecular function: dynein light chain binding; dynein heavy chain binding. Bases 207 to 1913 code for a protein of 568 amino acids. The record is from RefSeq and is a predicted model, not a curated record. Gene Ontology annotation, biological process: intraciliary transport. The transcript is spliced from 10 exons.
CAGCUCGGCCCGGGACGGAGACCUUCCCCGCGGGGCGGUUGCAUCCCUGCCGGUGCCCGGGGCCGAGCCGGCGGUAGGAGGACCCGGGGCCUGCCCAUUUGCGGCGUUUUACUCAUUUAGGCCCUUUAUACCAACUGGCAAAGAAACACACGUGCAGCUGCCACAGAGCUCGUAGCUUCAGAGCUGAUAGCACCGCAUCUGUUACCAUGUUCGGUGUUUGCUGUUUCCUCUGGAGGCUCCAUGCCUUUUGCAAUUCUCUCACCCUCCCCAUUCCGUGCUGUAGAGCACAUGGCCAGACUUUGCCUGGCAUUCAGGCAUCUCUGUCUCAUGCCCCAUCAUGUGAAGGUCACAAAUACGUCACCCAGUUACGGAGGCACCCCGCUUCUAACCAUGAACCAGAGAAAAGCUGCCAGACUGGGAAAAUUUCAACAGCAGAAACUGCAGUGCAGUCUCAUACUAGCCGAGAUGCCAGUGUGCAGACAGAUCAAAGUAAAGAUGGUGUCCAAGACUUCCAGAAAGAAGUCCAAGUAGAUUCCACUAGCCUUCUGUCAUUCCUUCAGAGAGUGGAGGAUGCUGUUAUCAAAGAGCUAAAUAAAAACUGGAAGAGCCAUGCCUUUGAUGGCUAUGAAGUGAACUGGACAGAUCAGAACGAAACAGUGUUGUGUUUGCAUACGUUGUCAUACCCAGAGGCUCAGAAUCAAAACCUCCAGGUUACCAGCGUCUCCUGGAAUGCAACCGGAUCCGUUGUUGCAUGUUCGUAUGGCCGGCACCCGGACUUCAAAUCAUGCUGCUUAUCUCAGGCCAGGCAAGACUCAGGAAAUCUUUUCAGCCCCUAUCAGUCCUCCAGGUUGGACGGUGGAGACUGGAGCACGGAAAAAUCCUAUGUCUGUACCUGGAAUCUGGACAGAAGAGGGUUGAAUCCACAGCGCCCUGACCUAGUGGUGGACGUUCCCAGUUCUGUCAUGUGCCUGGCUUUCCACCCCUCCCAGCCUUCACUGAUAGCUGGUGGCCUGUUCAGUGGGGAGCUGGUGGUGUGGGAUACCAGCAGAACAGAAGACCCUGUGAUCUGGAGGACGGGGAUGACAGAUGACACUCACACUGAUCCAGUCUAUCAGGUUAACUGGUUACCUGAUGCCAAGCACAGAAACCAUGACCGGCUGCUGAGCGUGUCAACGGACGGAAAGAUCCUGGUGUGGCGGGAGGAGCGAGAUGGUUGGCUGGCCUUGGCUGAAGGAUUUGCCGUGGUGGCUCAGCAGAUCCCUCGCAGCACUCAGCUGAAGAAGUUCGCCUGGGGAGAGGCAGCCGUGGGUGUGACCUCGCUCUCUUUCUCACACUUUGAUCCCCGCGUGUUCGUCGUCGGUGUGGAAGGUGGCUACUCCCUGAAGUGCUCCACUGCAGCAGAGACGCUGGCUCUCCGUCGGACAGGCAGUUCCGUUCCCCUCAAGGCACCAGCAGAGCUCACCUUCUCCCCGCACGCAGGGCCCGUGUACUCCGUGAGCUGCUCGCCCUUCCACAGGAACCUCUUUCUGAGCUGUGGGACCGAUGGACAAGUUCACUUGCACUCCCUGUUGCAGACACAACCCCUCCUUACUCUUCAGUUAUCAAAGCAAUACCUCUUCUGUGUACGCUGGUCUCCAGUUCGACCACUGGUCUUUGCAGCUGCAUCUGGGGAAGGAGAUGUGCACCUGUUUGACUUUGAGAAGAGCUUGCAGAAGCCAGCCCUUUCCAUGAAGCAGGCCGUGGGCGACUGCCCUGUCUACUGUUUAGAAUUUAACAUCAAGCAAACUCGGCUCUUGGCAGCAGGGGAUGCUACCGGUACGGUCAAGGUCUGGCAGCUGAGUUCUGACUUCACUGAGCAGGGACCCAGGGAAAUGAAUCAUCUGGAGCAGCUGGCAAGUGAGAUCAUGGACUAAGGCAGCAGCACAACCAGCUGCGUGAAGCUGGUUACUACUCAGACUGCAGGAAAAGUUGCCCACUCACCUCUUCCACAGAGCUGGCCUGUAAAACACACGCAGCCGCCACAGCUGGAGUUUCAUCCAC